Molecule: messenger RNA, 3052 nt
Organism: Clarias gariepinus (North African catfish)
Lineage: Eukaryota; Metazoa; Chordata; Actinopteri; Siluriformes; Clariidae
Gene: fermt3a
Product: fermitin family homolog 3
Exons: 15
Coding region: 133-2058 (641 amino acids)
Biological process (GO): cell-matrix adhesion; integrin-mediated signaling pathway; regulation of cell-cell adhesion mediated by integrin
Cellular component (GO): cell-substrate junction
Molecular function (GO): integrin binding
Source: RefSeq, a predicted model, not a curated record
CAGUCACAGAGUAGGAAAGAGAAUGACAACGAGACAGGAGGAAGUGACAGAAUAGUCAAACUGUGGAAGAGAGAGUGAGAAAGACCAAGGGCGUAGUCUGUUAACUACAACUGUUGAGUACCACAAACAAGCAUGGCAGUCUGGGAUCUGACCAUCACUGUAGAGGAACUGGGAACAGAAGCUCCACCUCUUAAAGUCAGCGUCACCUCGGACCUCCAUAUUGGAGGCGUCAUCCUUAAAGUCGUGGAAAAAACACAGAUUAAGAAGGACUGGUCGGACCAUGCGCUUUGGUGGGAGCAGAAGCAGCAGUGGUUGCUGAGACCGGCAUGGACCCUGGAUAAGUACGGGAUACACGCUGAUGCUCGUCUCUGCCUCACACCCCAGCACAAACCCCUGAAAUUGGUUUUGCCCAAUGGACUCACGCUCAGGCUCCUUGCCUGCUUCUCCGGCCCCACGUUCCGCAGCGUCAUGGGUAUCUGCAAGCUGCUCAAUAUUCGUCAUCCAGAGGAGCUGUCACUUCUCAGGCCUAUAGAAGAAAAGAAGAAAAAGAAGCAGAAAGGUGAUGAAGAGAAGGUGUAUGACAUCACUUCUGCACCAUUGCCUGCAGGUUCUAUUUUAAAGCUGGCCAAUGGCAUGCCUGCAUUCUUUGCUGAAUCUCCCGAGAUAGAAACAGUGUAUAAGAUGAUUUCAGUGAGUCAGCCAGCUCCAGCUCCUGAGACCAUCGCCAAAAUGUUCAAACCCACCAGCAAGGUGGACAAAGCGCAAGUUAACGGCAGGUGGCUCGAUUCGUCUCGCUCUCUCCUCCAGCAGGGAAUCAAGGAAGAGGAUAAACUCUUCUUGCGCUUUAAAUACUACAGCUUCUACGACCUAGCGCCACAGCACGAUGCAGUUCGUUUGACCCAGCUGUACGAACAAGCCAGAUGGGCCAUUUUGCUGGAGGAGAUCGACUGCACAGAGGAGGAGAUGAUGCUUUUUGCUGGUUUACAGUACCACAUAGGAAAAGCUUCCCUGACCGAGCAGUUGACCGAGUCUUGUCCUGCCAUGGAUGACCUGGACUCAGCUCUGCAGUGCUUGGAGGUCAAGAUGGAGGCCGAGAGCAGUGCGGAAGAGAUGCUGGAUAUUAUGACAGCGCCGGAACUGCAUGACUAUUUAAAGAUUUUCAGACCAAAGAAGCAGACGCUAAAGAAGUACAAGCAGUUCUGGUUCACCUUUAAGGACACGUCCAUUUUAUACUAUAAGAGUAAAGAGGAGAGCUGUAAAGAGCCAAUACAGCAGAUGAACCUUAAAGGUUGCGAGGUUGCUCCAGAUGUGAGUGUGGCUGCACAAAAGUUCUGUAUUAAACUGCUAAUUCCUGAACCCGAUGGCAUGAAUGAGGUUUAUCUGCGCUGUGACAAUGAGCAGCAGUACAGCAAAUGGAUGGCUGCCUGCCGUCUGGCGUCUAAGGGAAAGACCCUGGCUGACAGCUCUUUCUCUAGUGAGGUCCAAAGUAUUCAGUCUUUUCUGGCCAUGCAGAGGGCCACGCCAGGAAAUAAGACGGCCCAGAGCGACGAGACCAUCAACACACACAGCCUCGUCUCUCCGCGCUACCAGAAGAAGUACAAGCCCAAGCAGCUGACCCCUCGUAUUCUGGAGGCCUAUCAGAACGUGGCACAGCUCUCACUAACAGAUGCGAUCCAAAAGUUCCUGCAGAUCUGGCAAGCUUUGCCUGACUUUGGACUUUCUUAUUUUGUAGUCAGGUUUAAAGGGUGCCGUAAAGAUGAGGUGCUGGGUGUCGCUAAUAACCGUCUGAUCCGCAUCGACCUUAACGUAGACGAAGUGGUGAAGACCUGGAGGUACAACACGAUGAGACAGUGGAACGUCAACUGGGACAUUAAACAGGUCGCCAUCGAGUUCAACGGUAACGUGAACGUGGCCUUCAGCUGUGUCACGGCAGAUUGCAAGAUCGUGCACGAGUACAUCGGCGGCUACAUCUUCAUGUCCACGAGAAACCGGGAGCAGAACGACACGCUGAACGAGGAGCUCUUCCACAAACUGACAGGAGGCCAUGAUGCUCUGUGAAAGAAGAGACAGCUUAAAAAUACCAGACUGCAGAGAACGUCAGGAAAGCUGUGUUCUCCCCUGUUGUGAUGUCAUAUUGAAUUGCUUUAGAUUUCGAAGCGAGGAAGUGAAAACUGAUCGUAAGAGAAACGAUUUCUGCAUCCAAAAGCUUUCUUUUUGUGUGUGACCCACUAAUCCAGCAACACUAUUAAUGCUUGGUCGAUUGAACAAGUUAGUGUGUGUGCGAAAGGAAAGCUAUUCUCUGUCAUUUCAGGGUCACUUUUCUGUCCUCCAGAAUAGAGCUGUUGACGUCAGUCCUGCUUAAAUAAAACCAUAAACCACCGAAGUGAUGUUUUUAUAUGUUACUCUUGAUCUCAAAGUCUAAAAUAAAAGAUCAGAAAGAGUAAGCAGGGUUGUUUCAGCUCGGAGCGAACGUGCGAAGAGACAUGUUUUGUGGUGGAAAUGUUGUUUGCUCAGGAAACCACAAAACUCAGCAGCACAGGCAGGUGCAAAAAAAAAGAAAAAGAACACUGCGCCCCCUUGUGGAUAGACAAUGUCGAUGCUUACUGGGCCUGUUGAUUGGAAACACAUCCUGUGUACUGUACACCUGCUCAGUCAGCCAUCAUGUAGCAGCAGCACGUUGAAUGAAAUCCCGCUCCAAACAAUGUACAAUGUAUUUUUUUUUUAAAUAACUAAACCCUGAUCGAUAACUGAUUGCUUGUUGUGACACAACUCCUUUUACAGUUAUGCAACUUUUAAUAACUGAACAAAUGGACGGGUUUCACAGCAAUAGGGGGUUAAUACUUUUUCAAACAGAACUUCUAGAUAAAUGUGCAUAUCAUUAAGGGCAUUUAAAGUACUGUGCACGAGUCUUGAGUCACCCAUGAUUUCUUCAUAUUUUGCUUCCAAAGUAAUAGACUUUCUCGUAUUGUUUAAUCUAGUCUUGUGGAAUAGUUGAAAUAAAAGCUUCAGGCAUGAACCAGUGAGAAACAGGUGCACAUGAUGACGGACGAUC